AUGGUAUCAUCCGGGGGCGCUGGCGGCAACAGCAAAAUAGCCCGCUUUUCAAAGAGCUUAAUUUUAGAAAAGGGGACACACUUGGUAAAUAUAAAAGACGAUGGGACCUUGAAGGAGUACAAGUGGUGGAACGGGUUUAUUAACCCAAAGGAAACCUUUAAUGCAAAGAGAACAAAGGGAUUCCUGAUCGUGAAGUUAUUCCUAUACGGAUAUUUAAACAGAAUAAGUACUUACAGGUCGAAUAAACACAACGACCUAAUGUACCCCUAUUUAAAAAUCCUCCUAAAUGAUAAAGAAAUAUACAGGACCAAAGUUUUAAACAGUUCCUUAAGCAUAUGGGAAGAAAAAAUAGACAUUCAAAUUCAUUACAUAAAAAGUAAAAUUGAAAUUCAGUUGUACGACAUGGAUGAAACGGAGGGGAUCGUGCAGGAUGAAUAUAUUGGCAGUGCCUUCAUUGAUGUUUUUUACCUACAGCUGGACAAGAAGUAUGAUAUAAUUCUUAAGUACAAUAACAAAGUGGGAUAUUUAAUGGAUCCUAAUUAUUAUAAGAGGAAGCUAAAUGAUGAGGCAAGCAAGGACAAUACAAAGGGGGGCCACACAGAGGAAGCCACUCACAACAAUGGUUGUACCAACUGCACUAAUGAUAUCUACCCACGGGGAAGAGAAAAGUUCCAGAACGACUACAACGUUCGCAUCUUUGCUAAAUUAGUGAAUAAAAAAAACUUCAACAACUUCCUUCUGCAGUUAAUCUACAUUUCGUCCCUUAACUAUUGUUAUGUCCACAAGAGCAACGAAAUAUUGGACAAAGAGCUAAACAUAAAUCAGUUGUAUGAUGAGUUAAUAGCUAUAAAAGGAAAUGUAGAAACGAUCUGGUUGCCUUUCUUUUCAAUUAUAUAUAACUUUGCCUCAUGGAAAACUCCAUUAUAUUCGAUCUCUUUUCUAAUUUUUUUUUUUUUUUCUUUUGUGUAUUCCAAAUUUUUUUUAUCUUUUUUUUUAGUAGCCCUAAGUAUAAUUUUUUUCAUUUUGGUUUCCAUCAUAAGGGAAAGUGACAAUAUUAAACGAAGUGGCCAAGUGGGCACUUGGGUCAAUUGUGGCUGGGCGUCGAAUGCUCACUCGUGGUCAGGACAGGAAGGGAAGAAGAAGAAGAAAAAGAAGAAGAGUAAACCCCUUAGCUACUGGAUGCAGGCCAAGAACCUUGGUGGUUAUUGCCCGCCAAAGGGAGAGGACCCAGGUUUAUAUGAUAACACUUUAGAGGAGGAUAGCGAUUCGGGGAGCUGCUCCGACAGCAGAGGUAGUUAUAGUAGUUGCUCUUCAACUGAUUUGAGUACUGAUCAUUCGAGUGGACUUUCUGACUCCUGCGGGAGAGACGCGGAGUCUAGUGCUCUUCCGAGCGCCCAGGACGAGUGCAGCAGUGGGGGAGGUGCCUCAAAGAGCUCUAACAUGGAGAAUAAUGCGAAAGGAGGAACAAGUGAACAACAGGGUCAGAACGGGGGCGACAGUCAAAGGAAGGACAAACAUCAAGAUAAUAAAGACCACCCCCAAGGCAAAAAGAAAAAUAAAAAGGACAAGGCAUGCAUGGACAACGAUACAAGUAACAUGUGCGGAGACUCGUCCAAGGGGGGGAAAGGGAAAAGACAAAAGAGUAGCAGCAGCUGCACGGGGGAAGUCAACACGGAUAACGAUGACAUGAGUAGCGACCCCAAUCUAACAGACAACCAAAGCAGUACUAACGACAGCACAGAUAAUAACCUAGAUGUUAUUAAAACAUUCGUUGCAAACAUAAUAGAAGAUGAAAUUAUUAACAAUGUAAAAUAUGUACACUACAUGCUUUUCUGUUUCACCAAGUGGUCACAGAUUUUAUUUUUUGUCUUGCGAAAGUUUGGCUACUUCCUCGUUAUUAUUACAUUAUUUUGUUGCUUUUUAAAUAUUUAUUUCUACCCCCUUGUGGGAAGGUUCCUUCGUUUUUCUGUCUUCUCCAGUGGGUUUAUUUUUUUGACCUACAAUUUGAAGCCCACCAAUAUCUUCUACAGAUGUGUCCUCUGCAUUCACGAGUACUACUUUUGGGGACCCAGUCGAAGGAACAUGGACAUUUUCUCCGCGCCGCCACGCGGGUGA
Plasmodium fragile is the source of this 2115-nucleotide messenger RNA. RefSeq lists its product as uncharacterized. The transcript has a single exon. Lineage: Eukaryota; Apicomplexa; Aconoidasida; Haemosporida; Plasmodiidae. The coding region runs from base 1 to 2115 and encodes 704 amino acids. The record is from RefSeq and is a predicted model, not a curated record.